UAGCUGGGAGGCUAGGAAGUGCUACUAUUAGCUGGGAGGCUAGGAAGAGCUACUAUUAGCUGGGAAGCAAGGAAGAGCUACUAUUAGCUGGGAGGCAAGGAAGAGCUCCUAUUCGCUAGGAAGAGCUACUGUAACCUGGGGGGUAGGAGGAGCUACUACUAGCUAGGAAGAGGUACCUGGAGGAUAUGAAGUUCUUCUAUAAAGCUAGGAGGACAGGGAAGGCUACAAUUAGCUAGGAAGCGCUACUAUUAACUGGGAGGACAGGAAGCUAAGAAGAGCUUAAAAAAACAAAAAAAAAACCAGACCUGAAUCAGCUGUUCAGUUAAUUCUCCAUCUUUGUGACGUCCUACUUCCUGGUUCUCUCAGCUGAACAGCCAAUCAGAGAGCGUUUUGUUGAUGCUAGCGCCGGAGCGUCCCUAGUCUUAGACUCGUCCAGUUGGUGUUAAAAUCCCGCACUGGUUUCUCAGGAUGCUCCUGUAUGUUUUGCUGCCGGACUGCUGUAAACCCAGAGAUCUCCGGAGUGGGUCGGCUUCACCAGCGAGAUCUCACAGUUUCACUGUUCCUCAAAGAUCCACUUUACACCAGCGACGCCUGAAGUUGAUGAUUAGCCACUGGGGGGUAGUGGGGGGGGACCCCAGGGUGACGCCAGAACUCCCAACCACACUGAAGGAAGACAUGGGACAGGGUUUAGGUGAACUAAAGCUGUCCCAUGGAUGCAGCUCGAUUCUCAGUGGAGUCUGGUUGUGAUUUCUGGUGUCACUCUUCACUCUUCAGGGCACAGAGCAGCCGGGGGAGAAACCAAAGCUGUUGAUUGGUGUUUUAUUAAAAGUCUGAAAGUCUGGCAGAAAAACAUACGGUCGUCCUCCUGAGGCCACGGCAGGAGCUUCAUAGCGGAGAUGCAGCUGUUUGUGAAGCAGCUCGGCAGAAGGAUCACGGCUCGGGAACACGGCUCCAACAAGAAGCUGGCGGCUCAGUCGUGCGCUCUGUCUCUGGUGCGACAGCUGUAUCACCUGGGAGUCAUCGAGGCGUAUUCAGGAACCACCAAGAAGAAAGAGGGCGAAACUUUGGAGACGUUUGAGGUCAACGUUUCUCCGGAGCUGCAGCAGCAACUGGCCGCGGUGGUUCAGGAGCUGGGAGUCCACAUCCCCUCCCCGCCUUCAGACCCCAGCUGUCCGGUGUCUCUGGUCCAGGGGAAGAUUGUGUCCUUUGAGCCGUCCCAGCGUCAGACUGGAGCCGGAGUCAUCCCCUGGUCUCCCCCCCAGGUCAACUGGAACCCCUGGACCAGCAGCAACAUCGACGAGGGCCCGCUGGCCUACUGCAGCCCGGAGCAGAUCAGUCAAGACCUGCACAACGAGCUGAUGUACCAGCUGGACCACGACGACAACCUGCAGAAGGUGGUGAUGGAACGUGAUCAGCUGCCGGUCAAACACUUCGAGGAGGAGAUCAUGGCAGCGGUCAACUCCAACCCCGUGGUCAUCAUCAGAGGAGCGACGGGAUGCGGCAAAACCACACAGGUGCCCCAGUACAUCCUGGACCGCUUCAUCAAGGGGGGCCGGGCGUCUGACUGCAACAUCGUGGUCACCCAGCCCAGACGGAUCAGCGCCGUGUCCGUGGCCGAGAGAGUCGCCUACGAGAGGGGAGAGGAUCUGGGGAAAAGCUGCGGCUACAGCGUCCGCUUCGAGUCCGUCCUCCCUCGACCCCACGCCAGCGUCCUCUUCUGCACCGUCGGUGUUCUGCUGCGGAAGCUGGAGGCCGGAAUCAGAGGCAUCAGCCACGUCAUUGUUGACGAGAUCCAUGAGAGGGACAUCAACACGGACUUCCUCAUGGUGGUCCUCAGGGACGUGGUCCAGGCCUACCCCGAGGUCCGCGUCAUCCUCAUGUCGGCCACCAUCGACACCACCAUGUUCAGAGAGUACUUCUUCAACUGCCCCAUCAUCGAGGUGUUCGGUCGCACCUUCCCCGUCCAAGAGUAUUUCCUGGAGGACUGCAUCCAGAUGACCAACUUCGUGCCUCCACCGAUGGACAGAAAAAAGAAAGACAAGGACGAGGAGGGAGGAGACGAUGAUACCAACUGUAAUCUGAUCUGUGGUCCGGACUACGCGCCGGAGACCAAGCGCUCCAUGUCCCUGAUCAGCGAGAAGGAGACGUCCUUCGAGCUGGUGGAGGCUCUGCUCAGGUACAUCGAGACGCUGCAGGUGGCCGGCGCCGUCCUCGUCUUCCUGCCCGGCUGGAACCUCAUCUACUCCAUGCAGCGCCACCUGGAGACCAACCCGCACUUCGGAAGUAGCCGCUACCUCAUCCUGCCGCUCCACUCCCAGAUUCCUCGCGAGGAGCAGCGCCGCGUCUUUGAACCCGUUCCCGAAGACAUCAGGAAGGUGAUUCUGUCCACCAACAUCGCGGAGACGAGCAUCACCAUCAACGACGUGGUCUACGUCAUCGACUCCUGCAAGCAGAAGGUGAAGCUCUUCACGUCGCACAACAACAUGACCAACUACGCCACCGUCUGGGCCUCCAAGACCAACCUGGAGCAGAGGAAGGGCCGCGCCGGCCGAGUCCGGCCCGGGUUCUGCUUCCAUCUCUGCAGCCACGCUCGGUUCGACAGGCUGGAGACUCACAUGACCCCAGAGAUCUUCAGGACUCCUCUACACGAAGUCGCUCUGAGCAUCAAGCUGCUGAGACUCGGAGCCAUCGGACACUUCCUGUCCAAGGCCAUCGAGCCGCCGCCGCUGGACGCCGUCAUCGAGGCAGAGCACACGCUGAAAGAGCUGGACGCCCUCGACUCCAACGACGAGCUCACUCCUCUGGGUCGGAUUCUGGCUCGGCUGCCGAUCGAGCCUCGUCUGGGGAAGAUGAUGAUCAUGGGCUGCAUCUUCCAUGUCGGAGACGCCAUGUGCACCAUAUCGGCCGCCUCCUGCUUCCAGGAGCCGUUCAUCAACGAGGGCAAACGUCUCGGCUUCGUCCACAGGAACUUUGCCGGCAGCCGUUUCUCGGAUCACGUGGCGCUGCUGUCCGUCUUCCAGGCGUGGGACGACGUCAGGAUCAACGGUGAAGAGGCUGAAAGUCGCUUCUGUGAACACAAACGUCUCAACAUGUCCACCCUGAGGAUGACCUGGGAGGCCAAGGUCCAGCUGAAGGAGAUCCUGGUCAACUCGGGAUUCCCUGAAGAGUGUCUGAUGACGCAGAUGUUCAACGCGGUCGGACCCGACAACAACCUGGACGUGGUGGUGUCUCUGCUGACCUUCGGCCUCUACCCCAACGUCUGCUACCACAAAGAGAAGAGGAAGAUCCUGACCACCGAGGGGCGCAACGCCCUCAUCCACAAGUCCUCCGUCAACUGCCCCUUCAGCAGCCACGACAUGACCUACCCGUCCCCGUUCUUCGUCUUCAGCGAGAAGAUCCGAACCCGAGCGAUCUCGGCUAAAGGCAUGACGCUGGUCAGCCCUCUGCAGCUGCUGCUCUUCGCCUGCAAGAAGAUCAGCUCCGACGGAGACGUGGUGGAGCUGGACGACUGGAUCAAGCUCAGGCUCCCUCACGAGGCGGCGGGCGGCGUGGCGGCUCUACGGGCCGGACUGGAGGCGCUGGUGGUGGAGGUCACCAAGGACCCGGACUUCAUCAGCCAGAUGGACCAGAGCAACCAGAGGCUCCUCAACGUCAUCAGACACGUCUCCAAGCCAACGGCAGCAGGACUCAACAUGACGGCCAACCGGAGGAUGGGAGACGGACCUCGACCCCCGAAGAUGCCACGCUUUGAUGGAGGAGGAGGAGGAGGUGGAGGAGGUGGCUACCGAGGAGGAGGAGGAGGAGGGGGAGGGUACAGAGGUGGAGGAGGAUACGGAGGAGGAGGAGGAUACAGAGGAGGUGGUGGUUAUAGGGGAGGCGGGGGCUAUGGAGGUGGAGGAGGCUACAGGGGAGGAGGAGGAGGUUAUAGAGGAGGUGGAGGCUACGGAGGAGGGUAUGGAGGAGGAGGGGGAGGUUACAGAGGAGGAGGUUAUAGAGGAGGUGGUGGGUACGGGGGAGGAGGAGGAGGAGGAGGAGGAGGAGGGUACAGAGGAGGUUAUUAAGGAGGCGUCACCUCGUUCAGUUUAGUGCUUUAAUGUAAAUGUUUGAGACCUCGUCCUGAUUCCUCAUGACUCCUCCUGGCUCCUCAUGACUCCUCAUGACUCCUCAUGACUCCUCAUGACUCCUCCUGGCUCCUCAUGACUCCUCAUGACUCCUCAUGACUCCUCAUGACUCCUCCUGGCUCCUCAUGACUCCUCCUGGCUCCUCCUGACUCCUCCUGGCUCCUUGUGAUCUCAGUGUUAAUAAUAAACUCAUGAAAAUAAAUGGAACCCGUGUUUUAUUGUUUUUAUUGUUAAAAACUUUUCUUUCUAAUUAGUUUGUUCCACGUUUAACGUUUUUUUUUUAGUUCUUUUCAUGAGAAUCUUUAAAUGUCCAGUUAAUAAAAUGUGGAUUAAAAAAGA
Molecule: messenger RNA, 4460 nt
Organism: Mugil cephalus (flathead mullet)
Lineage: Eukaryota; Metazoa; Chordata; Actinopteri; Mugiliformes; Mugilidae
Gene: dhx9
Product: DEAH (Asp-Glu-Ala-His) box helicase 9
Exons: 23
Coding region: 897-4061 (1054 amino acids)
Biological process (GO): positive regulation of transcription by RNA polymerase II; regulation of mRNA processing
Cellular component (GO): intracellular anatomical structure; ribonucleoprotein complex; nucleolus
Molecular function (GO): 3'-5' DNA helicase activity; 3'-5' DNA/RNA helicase activity; double-stranded RNA binding
Source: RefSeq, a predicted model, not a curated record